Durusdinium trenchii is the source of this 3381-nucleotide messenger RNA. Lineage: Eukaryota; Dinophyceae; Suessiales; Symbiodiniaceae. The record is from the annotation of a GenBank genome assembly.
GCGGACGGACUUGCUUCCGUUGUCUCAUUGCUCGCAACGUUGAUGUGGAGCUGUGAUCCUAGCAGAAGCCACGAUGCCGAAGCUAUCGGGAUCUCAAUCCGCGGUGGAACUUCGAUCUCUUCUUCCGCGCUUACACAGCUGCGAACUGCAGGGCUCUGAACGGGUGGGCAAAGCGGAGGAGUACAUGUAUUUGCAAGUGAAGCGAAGCCAUUGGCCGCAGCUGAGCCCUGACUGCCGCUUGUGGACACUGCGAGACUUCGCGCUCCAGCAUUCGAAUUGGGAAUCCUUCACCGACAAGGGCAAGCUGAGGGUCAUCUACGAACUUGGAGCGCUGCUGACGGAGAACGCCGACAAGCUCCGGGAGGAUGCGAUGCUCAAGGCACGCAACGACCUCCAACAUGCCAUCACUGAGGCCAGGCAGCUACCGCGCGUGGUGCGCUCGGACCAGCUGCGGGCCACGGCGGUGGCCGGGCUCUGCGAGACCCUCAACCUGCCCUCGGCGGCCCGACGCCUCAAAGAGGCACUGGGUGCAGCCAAACGCGAGGAUUACGAUGUUGGACACCUCCAGAACCUGGGGAAGAAGUUUCGCUUCAAGGGCUACAUUCCAAAGAUUGAAGACAGGUCCAUGACAGUGGCACAACUCCGACGAGUCCUAAAGUAUUGUCAAGAAGCGUGUUCUCAUUGGUACGACCUCCCGAAGGAUGAGGUUGACCUCACCGGGAAUUCUUCAAAGGGGAUGCCACAGACACCGCUGAGUAUGGAAGUCUUGAACUUGUAUCACAUCGACAGUUGGCUCAUUUGGCCAGCCACGGAGGCCUCCCGCAGCUCCUUUCUGGAACUCAUGGCCGACCAGGCUCAGCCAGCCAAUUGGUGUGUGAGCCAUUGCUGGUCACAACUGCACAGCUCCUUUGUCGAAUGCAUCAGCCAACAUGUGCAGACAAGGGGGUUGCAUCGGUGCACGCACUUCUGGAUUUGGGCCUAUGCACACAGGCACCAUAGCUCGGUCACGGAGCGAGCCGAAGCGCCCGAGUCGGGUUUUUGCCAAGCUUUGAACUUGGCUGAGAGUCGGCUCUUGCUGGUCCUGCAGGACGUUGAGGCCACCGAGGCAGUCUCCCCCUUCGGACGCUUGUGGUGCAUGUUUGAGGUUCUCCAGAGCCUGACAACUGGCACUGCACGUGGACUGACGAGAACUCCCUUGGAUGUGGCUGUCUUUUCCAAGAACCAGGCCACCAUCAUGACCUACGGCCUCACGGACGCAGAAGAGGCCAAGGACUGUCGAUAUCCUGGCAGCGGCCUUGCCGAGAAAGCCGCCCGCGAGAAGGACUUCCCUUUAGAUGCCAUCGCAGCCAGUUUGCAACAGAGAGUGGAAUUGGCCAAGAUGUCCUGGGAGGAGGACCGCUUUCAUUUGCUCCAGCUCAUGGGGGUGGAGGAUGGCACGAUGAGCACCGACAGCUGUCAGGUGGUGAACACAAGGCUCAAUGGCCUCUUUGCCCUGGUUUUCCUGCGGAAGAUCUUCGAGGGUGCCGAAGCUGCGGAGUCGGCCGAGUUGAAGGAGUUGGUGGCCCAAGCCCUGUCUCGCGACACCCAGCGUCUUGAGAUUGACAUCACCCUGGGGGCAGGCAUGGGUUCCUCCUCCGAUGAUGAGCUACUCCUCUUGGUGAAGCACAUGUCUCCUAGGCUUCAGCGGAUCACAGUGGAUGUGAAAGGAAGCGGUUUGAAGAAUGCCAGUCUUGCAGAGAUCGCCAACUUCUUAUCUCCAGAGCUGCAGGACAUUCUUUUGGAUUUACAGGGCUGCCGUACUAUUACUGAUACUGGUAUCAAGAGGUUUAUGGACAACCUCAUGGACAAUUGCGAUCGUUCUAAGCUGAGCACCGUCUCGUGCUUAUUGAUGGGAACGAAGGUGGCGGAACACAGCCAAGAGGCAUGUGAGAUUCUGGACCUGGAGCAGAUCGCUCAGGUUCGCACGCAGCUGGAGCUUCAAGAGAGGAAGAACCAAAUCAAGCGUUUGAUGAAGAAUGUGGAUCAGGGGAAGACGGCCAUCGCCUCCUUCAAGCGGCUCAUGCAGAGUGACGUUGAGGUGGCGCUCCGCGGUGUGCUGGGCGAGACGGGCUUGAUCGAUGCUUCCCACGUGGAGUGGGGCAUUCACAGUGAAGAUAUGGCGAUUGCAUUUGACCAGACAUUCAUCAAAGUGCUUCUGGACGUUGGUGCGACGAUCGAAUUCAUGAAGCGUCCAGAGGCUCCACCCUACUCGGUGAUGUGGCCACAAGAGGAACCUGACCGAGAUGCCGACAGUCGGGUCUACAAACUGCACCACCGGCACGAGGGCUUCAUAGACGCCAUGGCCGAGAAGCUCAAGGAGGUGCAGCCAUCCGGACGGAAGGCAGUGGCAGCUGCUCUACUGGAGCUCCGGGCCGGCGAUCUCAUCCGCGCGGCCAUUCCAUCGAAGGAUGCACAGAAGUUGGCCUUUAUCUACGCGGCACGCGAGGGCAGCCGCGAAUCCGUAUCAUCGCUGCUCUUGUCCUUGGGUGAGCUUUUGACCCAGGUGGAUGAUGCUACUUGGGAUGAGGAGGACCUGGCGCUAUGCAACUUGAAAGACAGCUUCACCGCACCACGGGGUACUGCGCUUCAUGGUGCCGCCGAGAACGGCCACUCCGAGGUCGUCCAGAAGCUCCUCGAUUGGGGGGCCGAUGUGAAUCAGAUGCGCUUCGACACCGAUGCCACGGCCCUGACCUUGGCCGCGCAGAGAGGAUGGUUGGAGGUCUGUGCUGUCCUUUUGGACAAUGGCGCUGAAAUCGAGGUCCGCGACAUGACUGGCCGCACUCCUCUCAGUUGGGCGGCUGGACAUGGACACGUCCACGUGGUGGAGGAGCUGUUGGAGCGUUCGGCGCAGAUCGACCGACCGGACUCGAAGGGCAUGACACCGCUGAUGUUUGCCGCUGGUAUUGGCCAGGUUGCCGUUGCACAGAAGCUCAUUGAAUCCGGCGCAAACAUCAGGGCCGUGGACAAAGAGGAGAAGACGCCAGCAAUGCAUGCCACGAUCUAUGACACAGACAAGAUGGGCCUGCAGCAGAAGAAGCAGAAGAUUUUGGACAUGCUACAGCUUCGAGAGAAGGAGCUGGAGCGGGAAGCCGAACGCGAAGCAGAACGCGAACUUGAGCGACAAGCACUGGAACGAGAAAGGCAACAAGAAGCAGAGCUUGAAGCUGAAAGUGAGGGGCAGAUGACUCCAGUGGCCUGAUCGGUCACAAACGAGCCUCAACACCAUGUCAACGAAGGUCUCCUGUUUUUGACCCACAGCCAAAUGUGAAAGGUCGCAAAGUUUGGAAGAUGCGCAUGAGAGCCCACACCCCAGGUUCUUCGCAGAGCUCAUUUUCUUCUUCC